Megalops cyprinoides (Indo-Pacific tarpon) is the source of this 2445-nucleotide messenger RNA. RefSeq names its product calpain 1, (mu/I) large subunit a (gene capn1a). The record is from RefSeq and is a predicted model, not a curated record. Bases 155 to 2269 code for a protein of 704 amino acids. Gene Ontology annotation, molecular function: calcium-dependent cysteine-type endopeptidase activity; calcium ion binding. Gene Ontology annotation, biological process: proteolysis. NCBI's taxonomy places the organism in Eukaryota, Metazoa, Chordata, Actinopteri, Elopiformes, Megalopidae. The transcript has 23 exons. Gene Ontology annotation, cellular component: cytoplasm.
UUGACUGGAAGGAGUGGACACUGAUCGUAGUUUGUGCACAUCUUUUAGGCCAAGUAGCCUUUAAAAAAAUUCCCAAAUCCCCCUUACUGGAACGUGAUCUAGAACUUGUACCGUGUUUUCUGUGCAGCGCUGCAGCCUCCAGCAAGACUGAAGCAUGUAUCCGUUCGGAGGGAUUUCGGCACGCAUAUACACAGACCGGCUGAAGGCAGAAGGCAUGGGGUCCAACGAGGAGGCGGUGAAAUUCCUCAACCAGGACUACGAGGCCCUGAAGCAGGAGUGCCUGGAGAGCGGAUGCCUCUUCGAAGACCCCUGCUUCCCGGCCGAGCCCCCGUCGCUCGGCUUCAAGGAGCUGGCCCCCUACUCCUCUAAAACCCGGGGGGUGGAGUGGAUGCGCCCCACGGAGCUGACCGAUGACCCCCAAUUCAUCCUGGGCGGGGCUACAAGGACGGACAUCUGCCAAGGGGCACUAGGUGACUGCUGGCUGCUGGCGGCCAUUGCCUCCCUCACCCUCAACGAGAAGCUGCUCCACAGAGUGGUUCCUCACGGCCAGAGCUUCCAGGAUGACUACGCCGGCAUUUUCCACUUCCAGUUCUGGCAGUUCGGUGAGUGGGCGGACGUGGUCAUCGAUGACCGGCUGCCGGUGAAGGAUGGGGAGCUGAUGUUCGUCCACUCCGCCGAGGGCAAUGAGUUCUGGAGCGCCUUGAUCGAGAAGGCUUACGCCAAGCUGAACGGGUCCUAUGAGGCCCUGUCGGGUGGCAGCACCACAGAGGGCUUUGAGGACUUCACAGGGGGCGUGUCGGAGAUGUACGAGCUGCGCAAACCCCCCAGGGACCUGUACAGGAUCAUCGGCAAGGCCCUGGAGCGAGGAUCCCUGCUCGGCUGCUCCAUCGACAUCACCAGCGCCUUUGACAUGGAAGCUGUUACAUUCAAGAAGCUGGUGAAAGGCCACGCCUACUCUGUGACAGGGCUGAAGGAGGUUGAAUUCCAGGGCCAGAUGGAGAGGCUGAUCCGUGUUCGGAACCCUUGGGGGCAGGUGGAGUGGACAGGGGCCUGGAGCGAUAACUCCCCUGAGUGGGAUGAAAUUGAUCCAGCUGACAGAGAAGACUUGCAUCUGAAGAUGGAGGAUGGAGAGUUUUGGAUGUCCUUCCAGGAGUUUCUGCGGCAGUUCUCCCGUCUGGAGAUCUGCAACCUGACGCCGGACGCCCUGAGCAACGAGGACCUGAGCUUCUGGAACACCAUCAAGUUCCACGGCAUGUGGAGGCGGGGCAGCACGGCCGGGGGCUGCAGGAACCACCCGAACACCUUCUGGAUCAACCCCCAGUAUAAGAUCACACUGCUGGAGGAAGACGAUGACCCUGAGGAUGACGAGGUGGCUUGCAGCUUCCUCGUGGCUCUCAUGCAGAAGGACCGUCGGAGGCACCGCCGUCACGGCCAGGACAUGCACACCAUUGGCUUCGCUGUCUACGAGAUUCCAGAUGAGUUUAAGGGCUGCCAGAACGUGCACCUGAAGAAGGACUUCUUCCUGACGCACUCCUCUUGUGCGCGCUCCGAAACCUUCAUCAACCUGCGGGAGGUGAGCGCGCGCCUCCGCUUGCCCCCCGGGGAGUACCUCAUCGUCCCCUCCACCUUCGAGCCCAACAGGGAGGCCGACUUUGUUCUGCGUGUCUUCACCGAGAAGCAGUCCGAGACCGAGGAACUGGAUGAUGAAAUCUCAGCAGACCUCGAAGAUGAGGAAGAAAUUACAGAAGAUGACAUUGAUGACUCAUUCAAGUCCAUGUUUGCUCAGUUGGCUGGGGGGGACAUGGAGAUUUCUGUCCAUGAGCUCAGGACCAUUCUGAACAGAGUGGUGUCCAAACACAGGGAUUUAAAAACAGAUGGAUUCAGCAUGGAGGCCUGCCGGACCAUGGUCAACCUCAUGGAUAAAGAUGGCAGUGCCCGUCUGGGCCUGGUGGAAUUUCAGAUUCUUUGGAACAAGAUUAGGAAGUGGCUGGGAGUCUUCAGGCAGUUUGACCUGGACAAGUCUGGUACUAUGAGCUCCUAUGAGAUGCGCUUGGCUGUGGAGGAAGCAGGCUUCAAGCUCAACAACAAAUUGAACCAAGUGCUGGUGGCCAGAUACGCCGAUAAUGAGGUCAUCGACUUUGACAACUUCAUCUGCUGCCUUGUCAAACUGGAAGCUAUGUUCAGAUAUUUCAAGCAGCUCGACAGGGAGGAGACAGGGGUGGCAGAAAUGAACAUCACUGAGUGGCUGUAUAUGACUAUGUGCGGCUGAGGAAGACGUGCGUCCCAGGUGAAGAACACAAAGGCCAGGACGUCCUACAAGUGCCUGCCCCACCGACGCCCAUCACCCUUUGUCCGUUUAGGUCCCCCCCCACCCCCUCUGACCUCCGACUAACCCAAAGACACCUACCUGCCUGAUCCAGUGAGAUGUUUGAGCACGCCAAGGCC